GCAUGUCUGUAAAUAGAAAAUUUUUGUAGGAGGCUUAUCAAACUUCUUCAUGACAAACUUUUUCAUUAAUUGGAGAAUUUUCCAUAAACAUUUCAAUAUAACCUGGGUUCGUCUGAGCUUUUAAUCUUGUGAUGAAUGGAUCAAAAAUACACGUGUAUGCACCACGCUCUAGCGAUUCAUUAUUGUUUUAUAUUUACAGACAUGGCUUAUAUUUUUGUUAUACUUUCUCCGUUGUGACGAAUAGGAGAUCAUUAUAAUGUGAGCGCUUAAGUGACACAGCGUAGGACUGUCAAGAGCUAAAAAUAUAACCCAGUUUUUUUCUUUGAAUUAAAAUUAACCUACAAUGUAUAUUAUUUCGACUUUCAGAACCAUCAACGUGGAAAAGGAAUUAAAGGAACAACGUCCUGUUGAAGAAUGACUUGGUUUAGUGCUUUUCGAGGAGACUUUGGAUUUUCUUUCUAUGGACAAAAGAGGACACCGGUUACCAUAGAUAUUCAACUUGUUAGUGCUAUUUAUGCAUGCGUUCUGGUUUCUGUAGCAACGAUUAUAGUUGCUCUUGGAAUUCGUGGAAAAGAAAGAUGGAUUAACUUAAUCCGAGUUGUAUUUAGUCUGGGCAUUGGAACAACUAUUAUUUUGGCCUCGUUAGGGUAUUGUUGGCAGUACGGCGAGGUGCAUGUCAAAUCAACGUAUAUCUACAGAUCAGAGGAACAAUUUUCUGGAACUCUUGGCAUGUUUGUUGGCCUUCGAAGAAUCAAUAUUACAUUAUCAGGUAAUUUCAAUCAAUCAAAAGGGGAGAUUAACUACAAUGAAGCGGUGGAAUUGGAAAAUGUCAGGGGCCCUAUCCAAGAAUUGCGACAUUGUUUGGGAAGGGGACUGCCUAUCCCCGUUCUACAUCUUGUAGAAUACCUGAGUACAGACGUUGGUGGUAUGAGAUGGGGUAGGAGCUACACUGGGGCUGGAUAUCUGUCCCAUAUUCUGCUAUGGACCUCGUUUUCGUUUUGGAUUCUGACAAACAUAAUGAUGGUGACUGUGGUUUUCUAUGGCGCCUUUUUACUUACCUUAACUGGGAUCACAAUGAUUAUGGCUUGUGUUACCUUCCACGUGCUGCAACCUCGCCUUGCCUUUAAAAUAAUGGGAAGUGACGUGGACCUUGUGACUUGCUAUGGCCCAUGCUUUUGGGCAGUUUUAGCUAUAGGUAUCAUUACCACAAUAGUUGGGUUUGUGAUAGUUGGUCUCGACUAUAAAGUUCCAAAAGUAGCAGCCAAAUAUAUUUUGAUAGAGAAACCCUUCGUCAAAGAAGAUGUAUACACAAGUGAACAUAGGAAAUCCAUUGCUAAUGUACCACAGCAGAAGUAUGAUUUACAAAAGAUGUCUUCUGAUCCAUAUGGCAUGGUCAACCUCGGGUUUGAUCAUAAUGAAAUGCUACAAACUCGAGAAAGUAGUUCUCCUGGACAUCAUGACCAAAUGAAAAGGUGCAACACAACUCCAGGAAAACUCUCUCUUUCGCCUGAGCCUUCACCUGUUCGGAGAGGCUCCCUGCCUGCUCGCAAUACUGUCUCGUUGAAUUCAAUCAAUGAGCAUGAGUCGGAGGGUUCAAACGAAAGCCCUCGACUUCAUAGGUCCCCUCUACAAUACUGCAGAAAUGAUAGGAACAUUCAAAUGACAACCUGUCCAGCCAUUGAAGAAACAGAAAGACUGGACAGGUUGAAAGAAAUCUAUAUAGACGUUGACAUGCAGCAAAAUGCUUUACAAAGAACCUUCAAUGCUUUAUAGCAAUAGCAAUCAUAUCUGAUUGAGUAUAUUUGGUGCGAUUGAGAAUGCUCAUAAAUUGUGUUAGUGAUAAAGUGUAGCUGUGCGUGCUAUGUAUGACAUUUGUAUGGUAGUUUACUUGUCAAUUUAUGAAUCUGUCUCAUUUUUUGAUAUUAACAUAAUAAUAAUUAUCUUGUAUAUAACUUUUAAAUGCAUUUACGUGUGAUUUCUAUUGUGCCAAAGCUGAAGUUAAUGCGCCAUAUGGUCAUUAAAGCGUACUUAGUUGAAGUUUCUCUGUAUUAAAUUUCAGAGCUAUGCUUACAUGCUUUUUUCUUCACUUUCAUCGAAAUUUUUAAAUCAGGAGACACAAAUAAUUGUCAAUAUAGCAAGGUAAGGUUUAAGAAGCAUCACACCUGGAGUCAAUUAUUUAUAGUAAUCCAUCAUUUUUCACUCUAUUCAAUUUACCAAAAAUACGUGCUUGAUGGCACCCCAGCCUGUGUCAAUUUAGCAUUUUAGUUCGUUUCUACAAAAUCUUUAAUUUAUUUGAUUAUUUGUUUGAUUAAGAUAGAUUGCUCAUGACUGUGAAAGUUGUUCACAAAGUCAUCAAUUAUUAACAAACAUUUAUAUAUUAAUUCAGAUUCAAUCAAAGUUCUAUCAAACGCAUUGUUUAAAGACAGUCUCGCAUUUAUUACGAAAAAUAACGGCAUAAAUUGUUGGUUCCUAAAAUUGAUCACCUAUUACAGAUUUUAAUUUUUAAAUACAAAAUAAACAAUAUAAAGAUUGAUUUUGAGUCUUAGAUACAUACAUACAAGUAAAUGUCAACGUCCUAUUAUAUCGAUUUGAUUGAUUCCUUUAAUAGCGUAUAGAUUGCAAUGGAAAUGUUAUGUUUCUCUAUACACUUAUUUUUCUCUCAGUGGAUAUUAUAAAACAAUUUCUGCGUACUUUAAGUAGAUAAUUUCGAGCACUGUUGUGUACAUUCAUAGGUUACAUUAAUGUUAUUAUAUAAUAUCAAUAUUGUAUUAGUUGCAUUGAUAAAAUUAUGUUAGUUCAUUUAGUGCUGAUAAAUUGCAUAUAUUCUUUUUACAUUGUUUUAUUGAAUAUAAAAUAAAAUAUUUAAAAUGAA
Saccostrea cuccullata (small rock oyster) is the source of this 2872-nucleotide messenger RNA. RefSeq names its product dual oxidase maturation factor 1-like. Gene Ontology annotation, biological process: protein transport. The coding region runs from base 415 to 1773 and encodes 452 amino acids. The transcript has 9 exons. The record is from RefSeq and is a predicted model, not a curated record. Gene Ontology annotation, cellular component: endoplasmic reticulum membrane. Lineage: Eukaryota; Metazoa; Mollusca; Bivalvia; Ostreida; Ostreidae.